AACCAAUUGUCAAAUUUAAACGUUGCCAUGUUUUGGGAAGAAGUUCAUCUCCAAAGGGAAAUGGAACUGAAAAAAAUGGAACUAAAGAAUCAGAUUGAAAUCACACGCGUUAAUGGUGUCUUGCAUAUGUUCGAAGCAACGAAUGUCAGCCAACAACACGUUAUUAAUAUCCAACAUCAAGACCUUCUCAGUAUAUACCAACCCCACGGUGUUGAACAGGUAAAUGCACCUGUAACAAAUCUCCCAAAUAUCCUAAAUAGUCACAAAAAGCGGAAAACUGAAGACAACUUUCAGGAAAGUUGGAGUAAACGCAUGACGGAAUCCCAUGAUGGCAAUUUGAAUGACGAGCUUGAUUGGUAUUUUAAUAAUCCUAAUGGAGAAAAAUCAACUGAUCCGAUUAGGCAACACGAAACAGAUGAGGAAGGCGAGCUUACUAAAUAUGUACAAGAGGAAUUGAAUGGGAGAGUAGAAUUGCCAACAUGUUAUAAUCAAGAGAAUGAAAAUAAGGAAAAUGUUCCUACGUGUAAAAAAGUAAAGAAAAGUGUUCCAAACACGAAGAAUCCAAGACCAAGAAAUGAUAGCAAAGAGUCUUCAGAGAUUCCUUCCCCUUGUGACGUAGGGCUUAAGGAUGAUGAUGAAAUAAAGUUUGAUUUUACAAAUAUUGAAAGGGAGUUGCUACGAGAACCAAUCAAUGAAAUGAUUAUACAUGAAAAUCCAUAUACCAUAACUGAUCCAGUACUACCGAUAGAUGUUUUAUCCUUUUUGCGGAAUGCAUUGGCUGAUUCCUUGGAAGGAAAGACCGCUUUUUUGUCCUUAGGUGAUUCUGAAAUUGGUCGAACGGUUUCCCGAAUCUUUAAUGACAUGUGUACUAGUGUUCCUGAUGUUUCCCCAAGUAAAACAUCAGAAGAUGAGCACUGUUUCAAGUUGCUACAUCCAAUCAUCCGUCCAUUGUUUUUCACUAACUCAUACAAAGGAUAUGAUAUUCGCUUGAAUCGUGCUACAAGUGGCAUUGCAACAAGGCCAGAUUUUUUGUGUUUAGUCAAUGAAAUUUCUAUUUUAAAUUCGGAAAUUAAGCCACCUGGAUUCACACCUCUCCAACAACAAAAAGACAAGUUGAAGGUACAAUUGCGAGGGCGUAAGUCCAUCAAUCAGCUGUUAAGGACGAAAGGUGGUCCAGCAGAAACGGUAUUGUUAAUAAAUCAAGGAGAUUUAGUAGAAUCAUAUGUUAUGGAUCUUAAAUACGACGGACUUUACUGGUCAUGGUCGUUUUUAACUACCCGAUUGGAACGCAUAAGCAAAAUUGCCGAGGAUUACAAUCGUCGAACUUGUCAAAGUGGCACAAACACUCCCCCAUUGCAAACACAGUAUAUGCGAGACUUACCAAGUAGUCCACAAAUAAAAGAGAUACUUAAUUCAAAGUGUGGUUAA
This is a messenger RNA of Entrophospora sp. SA101, 1428 nucleotides long. Lineage: Eukaryota; Fungi; Glomeromycota; Glomeromycetes; Entrophosporales; Entrophosporaceae. The record is from the annotation of a GenBank genome assembly.